This is a messenger RNA of Rotaria sp. Silwood1, 957 nucleotides long. Lineage: Eukaryota; Metazoa; Rotifera; Eurotatoria; Philodinida; Philodinidae. The record is from the annotation of a GenBank genome assembly.
AUGUCUGUUCCAAAUAUUCAUGUCAAUGCCAAAUGGAAGCAAGCUGGUAUCACUGUAGCUGGGGGUCAUGGAAGUGGCAGUGAAUUGAACCAACUCAAUAGUCCCACAGGUCUCUAUGUGGGUGAAGAUCGAACUGUCUAUAUCGCUGACUCAAAAAAUGAUCGCAUAGUAGAGUGGAAAUAUAAUGCUACUAAUGGUCAAGACGGAAAGGGAGUAGGACAUCGAACUAAUCAAUUAGAUGGACCAACAGAUAUCUUUGUCAACAACGACAAUCUCAUCAUUUGUGAUGCAGGAAAUCGACGAGUAACACGAUGGCCUCGUCGAAAUGGUACACGUGGAGAAACAGUUCUCUCGAAUAUCGUGUGUUCAAGGUUGACGAUGGACGAUCAAGAAUUUCUCUACGUCUCUGAUAAUGAAGAGCAUGAUGUCAGACGAUAUCGAGCAGAAGAGACAACAGGGACAGUAGUAGCAGGUGGUAAUGGAAUGGGGAAUCGUCUCUAUCAACUCAAUUUGCCGUCAUACAUCUGUGUUGAUCAACAUUGUUCCCUGUAUGUAUCCGAUAACAGCAAUCAUCGUGUGGUUAAGUGGGCAAAGAAUGCAAAAGAAGGAAUUGUUGUGGCUGGUGAUGAAGGCUAUGGAAAUGAUUUAAUGCAAUUGUCCAAUCCUGACGGAGUAGCGGUCGAUUCAUCAGGUACUGUUUAUGUUGCAGACAAUAACAAUCAUCGAAUUAUGCGUUGGUUCAAGGAUGCAACACAGGGAGAUGUUAUUGUUGGUGGAAACGGCGAAGGAACUGGACCAGUAGGUACUGGAAAAACAGAAUCAGUUAAAGAUCUUGCUAAAGCUAUGAGCCUUCUUUGUGUUGUAACAAAUUGUGGUAAAGGAAUGAAUUAUCAAGCAAUAGGUAAAAGUUUAAAUGGUGUAUGUCAAACUGGUGCUUGGAAUUGUUUUCAUGAGUGA